Meloidogyne enterolobii is the source of this 240-nucleotide messenger RNA. The record is from the annotation of a GenBank genome assembly. NCBI's taxonomy places the organism in Eukaryota, Metazoa, Nematoda, Chromadorea, Rhabditida, Meloidogynidae.
AUGGAUUGUGAGCAGGCUAUCUAUGAAAAUAAUUAUUUAAAUAAAUAUUUGAUUGUCAUAGGUAAAAAAAGUAAAGCAACUUGUAAAUUAGAUAAUAAAAAUAAAUCAGAAAUAAUAGAUGAGACAAAAGGCAAUUUUGUCAAUAAAUUAAAUGAAAAUGAAAAAAAUGCUGAAGAAAAAAUUAAGGAAUUAUUUGAUGAACCAGAUAACUUUGGUGGUAAUUUUUUGUAUUCUUGGUAG